AUGAUUCAGAUCAUUCAGAUGAUCAUACAAAAUCGCGUCAGCUCGCGAAAAACGCGUUACCUGUUACGGAAUUUCAAGCGAAUUGCGAAUUGCGAAUUAUGACUGCAGUACUUAGAACUAAAACAUACUUAGAUUUUAAAGCAAAUAAUGAAACAAAUACUUACGUUUACUUUAAGAUGGUAGAAGCGCGAUUCUGGCAGUUAAAACAUUAUUUAGGCUUUCGUCUGAAAACCGAUGAAAUAAUUUUACCAUGGUCCACUGUCUACUGCGAUUGGCAAACGUCUCUAAAGCGUAUUGCACAGAAUACUAUUAAAAAAUUUCCGGGUUGUAUAACUGUAUUUUGCAAGGAUCUUCUUGACAUUUGCAAUACCUUUGAAGGUUCUGAAGUAAGAAAAAAAUGUGAGGAUUUAUAUAAUGAAUUCUAUCAACGGCACCUUGACAAGCAGAUUGCCGAGAGAAUUCGGAUACUCGAUUCAACAGUAUUCUCAGAACGUAAAUUUUCUGAAUUCUUGCGAAACACAUCGGACAAAAAAAGAAUAGGAGAAGAUAAUGAAGUAGCCUCAUCGUCUAGUGAAAAACGAAUUCGCCUUGAAGAAGAUGUACCAUCUGAACCGUUCAAAGAUCACGAAGACGAAGAAGUAUAUGACUAUGAUGAUGAAAUUUCAGAUGUCAAGGCUAUGAAUUUCUCGAUUGAAGAGAGUGAAACUGAAGAAAUUUCUCAACCGGAAGCUGUACAAGUUGAAAGUUCUCUAUUUAAUGCGUGGAUUCUCUCGACAGGGAAAAACGUCUCUCAAGUUUUGGAGAACUAUAGAUUAACAAUUCCAAAAUCAAAGGCUUACCUAUAUCCUGCAUUUUUUGGAAUACUUGAUUUAUCUGGGGAAGAUACAGAAGUCAAGAAACUGUUUACCGACAAUGAAUGGUCAGAAAUGAAAAAUGAUUUUAGCAAAACAGUGGAAUUUAAAAAUAUAAAAGAAGUCAAUAAUAAGCCGGAAGGGACUAAUAACAGCAGUAGAGGAAAUAAUACUACCACUAGUAAUGAAGCAAAACGGCGAUCUCAAGAAGAAACGUUGUACGACUUAUUUGAUAAAAUCCAAGAGGUAAUAAGAAAGAAGCCAGAUGAUCUAAUCACAGCGAUAGAAAAAUGUACAAUUGAGGGAAAUUCAAAGAUCAACUCUAUACGAAGACUAAUCCAAGCCUACGCUUAUAAUCUGGAAAGAUUACAAACCUCGAUCCCAGAGGCUAUGUUCUCCAAUAAUUUUACGAACAUGAUAACUAAAGGCAUCCUGACGUAUCACCAGAAGUUUAUAUACGAUGAAGGAGAGAUACAAAGUAUUGCAUCUGCAUUCAUUACAAAUUCAACGAAGAAACCAACAGACAGGUCUCUGAUAGGACAAAAAUGCGACUUUAGGGUUACAUGUGACGGAUUUGAAAUGGUUAUUGGGUUACGAUCUGGGGGAUUGCCAGAGGCCUGUAAAUCAAAGAAGUUGAGCGAUAAGAUUGAUUUGAUGGUUGCAAUGCGCGACGUAUUAUUGCACGAAGCAAUCGAUAAUAAUGGAGUGGAGUGUACAGAUUUCAAACAAUUAUAUACAAUUGGAGUCCACUCGUAUGGUAAGAUUUUCAGGAAAAGCACAUCAUCAAUUGUUGGAUCAUUUAAAAAAACAAAGUUACCACAAUCAAAUGCACAAUUACUCAUGAUUGAGAAAUUAGUCGUAACAUUGUUACGAAUUGAGUUAACACUCAAUCAUAUUGAAACUAUUCGGAAUGACUUGGCAGUAAAAGCAUCAAGAUUACAUAGAAAAGGGCGCACAUCUGUCAUCCUUAAACAAUAUGCAGAUUGUGAACAACGUGUAAGGCGGAUACGUAUUUUAAAAGAUAUAUAUAAGGAUUAGCGUGUAUGGAAUAAUAAGACGUUUCGCUUAUAUGAUUAACUUGUGUAUAUAUAUUAAUGUAAUCUUUGAGCCUUUCUAAAUAUGCAUAUGCAUCGGAAAAUAUUGCGCAAUACAUUGUAAUACAAUCAUUUAACAGAAUU
Messenger RNA from Rhizophagus irregularis DAOM 181602=DAOM 197198, 2029 nucleotides. Lineage: Eukaryota; Fungi; Glomeromycota; Glomeromycetes; Glomerales; Glomeraceae. The record is from RefSeq and is a predicted model, not a curated record.